AAAUACAAAAUACAUAUUAGUUUACCAGCAUAUUUAAUAAUUCCAGAACAAAAAUGCCAGCAUGAGGAUGCAAGCUGUGAACAUAAGCCACAAUAGAAAAACACAUUAUUUUAAAUAAUAACAGCUGGGAUUACAUGGUUAAAGUUGCAUAUUUACAGUGUUUGGGUUUGGAUCAGUCAUCUUUUAGUCUUCCUUUAGUUUUCCAUUACAUUAUUGACUUCCGGUUACAUUAAUUUUUCCUACCAUGGAUGUCAAUGGCAGAUUUCUUCAAAAUAUAUUCUUUUGUGUUCAUUAGAAAAGAAACCCGUGAGGUUUUUAACCGCUUGUGGGAGUAAAUACUGAGUAGGAUUUCAUUUCUGAGUGAACUAUCCGUUACAAUGAUAUCCAUAACAAGAUUAUAAAACGAAUAACGACGAACGUGAAAGAAGCAUAUCCAACAGCAGAAGCGUCGCCAAGGACACACAAGCGCGUCUUCAACACUGGCGACUGAAGUGAAAAUGCCUCACUUUCCCUCUUCAACAACGACUGAAAAAAGCAGAAUAACAUAAUAAAGUUUUCAAUGUCCUCUGGAGAAAGGAUGCACGUGACCAGGCCCAAGUCUUCAAAAGGACGCAGCAGACCCAUGAUAACUAACUCUUCAAUGAUCUACACACCUUCCCAGCCCUCAGCUCUUUCCCCACAACCUCCAGCCGCCGCCAAGACCAAAGACAAGUCAAACCAAAGCCUCCGAUCCCGAGCCAUUCUGAGGCGCAGCAGUCAACCAACAACAGACAUAUUGACUGAAGCCUACGACAGACCCCCGGAAGAGCCCGUCUCUCUCAACAGAUACAGAGUUCUGCCAUCCAUUGAGAAAAAAACCAGUACGGACAACCAGAAGUGCAGUCAAUGUGUCAGCAGGCAUAGGAAAUGUCAACACACAAAUGCCAGACUGGAUGUGGUUUCAGAUUCAACUCCUCCUGAGGAAUCAGACCUUCUGCUUGCUAUCAGAACUCCAUGCGGACAGAGAUUUAAGCGCAGUUUUCGGCCAUCAGACCAGCUGAAGGGGGUGCUAUCGGCUGCCGAGGCUGAAUUUGGAGACAGGUUUGAUAAUUGUAUUAUUGAGACUAUGGAUGUGCCGCGCAGGACUUUUUCUAACCUUACGAUGACCUUGGCUCAGUGUGGCGUGCUAAACAAAUCGGUUUUAUGCAUUUCCCAUGAUGACAGCGAAAUGGAUUUAACUUGAAACGUGGUUGUAGUGUAACCUUUUAUGGAGAUGCAGCAACACUCAAAUUGUUUAGAUUUACGCACAUACAUUUAAAUACAACGGUUUUAGAUUUGCAUUUCAAAUUAUGAGUCACGUUCUUCCUGAUUAAACCUGUGUGGAUAAAUGUUAAUUUGUCCAAUCUAAUUUAAAAAAAGUUUAGGAUUCAUUUAUAAAUAAUAUUGGUUGUCCGAAAUAUAAAAAAUUACUUGAUGAAAACAAAUAAGAUGAUUAAAAUGUAAGAAAUGGUUUGUAUUAUAUUAACAUAAAAAAAUCUGAGGAAAAUGUGUUAUUAGAGAGAUUUAGAUGAACAUGUUAUAUAUUAUAGAUAAAAUAUAUAUUUUGCUUAUAAAAAAUAAACCUAUUUCCUUGACCACGGA
Molecule: messenger RNA, 1620 nt
Organism: Danio rerio (zebrafish)
Lineage: Eukaryota; Metazoa; Chordata; Actinopteri; Cypriniformes; Danionidae
Source: RefSeq, a predicted model, not a curated record